Guillardia theta CCMP2712 is the source of this 1089-nucleotide messenger RNA. RefSeq lists its product as hypothetical. The transcript is spliced from 13 exons. The coding region runs from base 1 to 1089 and encodes 362 amino acids. Lineage: Eukaryota; Cryptophyceae; Pyrenomonadales; Geminigeraceae. The record is from RefSeq and is a predicted model, not a curated record.
AUGUCCACAGACGCUGAAGAAGGGAAGAUCGAAGAGAGAGCGGAGAGAGAGGAGCAGAGCGAUGCGAGGAAGGAUGGGGGAGAAGGAGAGCGGAAAGAGGAGGGAGAAGCCCAAGCAGGAGAUCCAGAGAACGGAGAUCUGCAGGACGGUACGGCUGCGGGUGCUGAAGACGAAGGCGCGUCGGCCAAGGAGAGUUUGUCCCUGGAUCGCGAAGAGGAGAAGGAAGAAGAUGGACCAGACGGUGAAAGACAGCAUCCGACGAGGCGCAACAGGUUGAAGACGAAGCUUCAGAGUCUCGUCCUCCUCUACCAGGAGCUCCUCCUCCAAACCAAGGACAAAUAUCAGGAGACAGUCUGGGGGAAGGAGACUGGCAAGAUGCAUUGCGGGGAGGGAGCGAUGCAGCAGCUCGAGCUCCUCAUCGAUCGCAUGGAAGGAAGCUCGUUCCAUACCCAGGAUGCGGCGCAUUUUCUACGAAGGAGGGCGGAAAUAGAAGAGACUUACGCGAGAUCGCUUCGAAGAUUGUACGAAGAGUCUGCUGAAUCGAAAGUCCUGUCGUUUCGUAGUCUCAAGAACAAGUUGACCCGAGCUGGGCAAAUGCAGCUCGACUCUGCAGUAAGCUUGAAAAAGGCGAACGAUGAAAGUGAGCAGAGGAGAAAGGAGGUAGAGCGAUUCACUCAAAGAGCGGCGAAAGAGCUUCGAGAGACACAGAAGAAGUACGAGCACUGCGUUGAAACUAUGAAGACCAUGGAAGUCAGCGCUGGCGUGCAAAGCGUUUCCCCGAUACAGAAAAAGGGAAGCGCGAUCCUCUCGCUGUUCAAAAAGUCCUCCUCCUCCAGCGCGGAGGCCGUCGAGAAUGCCGUGAAGGAGUCAGAGAGAAAGUAUUCCGCCGCCAAACUUUCCUUCGCAAGCUCCUUCCCGUCCACGAUCGACCAGUUGCGCAAGUGCGAGCAAGACAGGAUCGAAGCGGUGAAGCAUAACCUCGACGAGUUCCUCAACGUCGGGCUGGGAGCGAUGCAGGCGGUUCAAAACUUGUUCUCUCCUGCAAUGGUGAAGAAAAUCUUUGGAGAGACCAAGACCAGCGAUUCGUAG